Molecule: messenger RNA, 3441 nt
Organism: Brassica napus (rape)
Lineage: Eukaryota; Viridiplantae; Streptophyta; Magnoliopsida; Brassicales; Brassicaceae
Product: probable inactive receptor kinase At5g10020
Exons: 3
Coding region: 122-3226 (1034 amino acids)
Biological process (GO): protein phosphorylation
Molecular function (GO): protein kinase activity; ATP binding; protein binding
Source: RefSeq, a predicted model, not a curated record
CCUCUGCACACUCUCUCUCUCUCUCUCUCUCUCUCUCUCUCUCUCUCUCUCUCUCAGUUUCCAGAUUCUAGGGUUUCGAGUUACAGUCCUUCUAAUGAACCUCUAGAUUCUCGGGGGCCAAAUGAGUCAUCAUCAUCCAACUCUCGCUCUCACCUUCACCACUCUCCUCCUCCUCUUCCUCAACGCCAACGCCGUAACCAACGACGAGCUCCAAUCUCUCCUCGAGUUCCGCAAAGGCAUCCGCGACGAAUCCUCCAACAACCGCAUCCAAUGGGCCGCGCCAGACUCCCUCACCGACCCCACAACCUGCCUCGACGACUGGCCCGGAAUCUCCUGCGACCCGGAAACCGGUUCAGUAACCUCAAUUAAUCUCGACCGGCUCGGUUUAUCCGGGGAGCUCAAAUUCCACACGCUCGCCUCUCUCCCCUCUCUCCGUAACUUAACCCUAUCCGGUAACCGCUUCUCGGGUCGGGUCGUCCCUUCCUUGGGUAAAAUCACCUCCCUCCAGCACUUGGAUCUGUCGGAUAACGGAUUCUACGGACCUAUCCCGGAUCGGAUCUCGGCUCUCUGGGGGUUGAACUACCUCAACCUCUCCGCCAACAAAUUCUCCGGCGGGUUCCCGGGCGGGUUCGGGAACCUCCAGCAGUUACGAUCUCUCGAUUUGCACGGAAACGAUGUCUACGGAGACGUCACCGAGAUCUUCGCCGAGCUGAAGAACGUUGAGUUCGUUGACUUGAGCUCUAACCGCUUCAAUGGCGGCUUGCCUCUAACCGUGUCCAGCAUCUCCAACACUCUCCGUCACUUGAAUCUGAGCCACAAUGAACUAAACGGAGGAUUCUUCAGCGGCGAUUCCAUCGGUUUGUUCAAGAAUCUCGAGGUUCUUGAUCUUGAGAACAACGAGAUCAACGGCGAGCUGCCUAGGUUUGGAUCGCAGCCUAAUUUGAAGAUCUUGAGGUUGGCGCGUAACCAGCUCUUCGGUGCGGUGCCUGGAGAGUUGCUGCAGAGUUCGAUUCCCUUGCAGGAGUUGGAUCUCAGUAGAAACGGCUUUACAGGAUCAAUUAGUGAAAUCAAUUCAACUACUUUAACUUUGUUGAAUCUUUCCUCCAACGGUCUAUCUGGCGAGCUUCCAUCGAGUUUGAAGAGUUGUUUAGUUAUAGAUCUUAGCGGGAACACGUUCUCGGGUGACGUGUCCGUUGUUGGAAAAUGGGAAGCUACUCCGGAGUUUCUUGAUCUGAGCUCGAACAGUUUGUCAGGAGCCUUGCCUAACUUCACUUCAGUGUUUUCGAGAUUAACCGUGUUGAAUAUUAGGAACAACUCUGUCUCCGGUAGCUUGCCUUCACUGUGGGAUGCUUCUGGGGUUUCUCAGUUCUCUGUGAUUGAUCUCAGCUCGAAUAAGUUCAGCGGAUCCAUUCCACAAACGUUCUUCACUUUUGGGAGUUUGAGAAGUUUGAAUCUUUCAAUGAAUAACUUGGAAGGGGCAAUUCCUUUUCGUGGCUCAGGUGCUAGUGAGCUUCUGGCUUUAACUUUUUAUCCUCAGAUGGAGUCGCUUGAUCUCUCGACCAAUUCGUUGACAGGUGUGUUGCCUGGGGAGAUAGGUACAAUGGAAAAGAUUAAGGUGCUGAAUCUCGCUAACAAUAAGCUCUCUGGGGAAGUUCCAAUCGAUCUCAACAAGCUUAGUGGUCUUGAGUAUCUUGACUUGUCAAACAACGGUUUCAACGGUCAGCUUCCUGACAAGCUUCCUUCACAAAUGGUGAGGUUUAAUGUGUCUUAUAACGACUUAUCAGGCGUAGUUCCAGAAGGUUUGAGAAGUUACCCGCGUUCGUCGUUUUAUCCUGGUAACUCUAAGCUGAUUCUCCCAGGUGGAACGCCAACGGGUGUGCCUGAGAAAGAACGUCGUUCGAAGCGUAGCAUAAUGAUCGCUGUUAUCGUUGCUUCGCUUGCAGUUGCUGUUAUGGUUCUCUUUGUCUUGUUUGCGUAUCAUCGAACACAGCUCAAGAACUUUCAUGGGAGGAAUGAGUUUGCUGAUCAAGACUCGACUAGGGACGCCAAGUCUGGACGCUCUUCUCGUCCCUCUUUUCUCAACUUCGGCUCAAAUACUGGACAACAUUCUUCAUCUUUGAGCUUCUCAAACGCUCACUUGCUCACAGCAAAUUCAAGGUCCUUAUCCGGAAUACCCGAACCGGAACCCGAGAUAUCUGAGCAGGGUUUACCCCCCACCACAUCUGGACGGAGGUCUUCUUCAGGAAGCUCCCCACUAUCCUCCUCGCCUCGUUUUAGCGACCAGCCUGUGAUGUUAGAUGUUUACUCACCCGAUAGGUUGGCUGGAGAGCUCUUCUUUUUAGAUCUUUCACUGAAACUCACAGCGGAAGAGCUAUCCAGAGCUCCUGCGGAAGUUCUAGGUAGAAGCAGCCACGGAACGCUGUACAAAGCAACGCUGGACGAUGGGCAUAUGUUGACCGUGAAGUGGCUGAGAGUUGGACUCGUGAGGCAUAAGAAGGAUUUCCACAAGGAAGCUAAAAAAAUCGGCUCUUUGAAACAUCCGAACAUUGUCCCGCUGCGAGCUUACUAUUGGGGUCCCAGAGAACAAGAGAGGCUUCUCCUCUCUGAUUACAUGGGAGGAGAAAGCUUGGCCAUGCAUCUAUACGAGACUACUCCUCGGAGGUAUUCACCGAUGUCUUUCACUCGAAGGCUAAAAGUCGCGGUUGAAGUGGCGCAGUGUCUUCUUUACCUACAUGAUAGAGCAAUGCCGCAUGGGAACUUAAAGCCAACAAACAUAAUCCUCACAAGUCCUGAGAACACUGUGCGGAUAACAGAUUACUGUAUUCACCGUCUGAUGAGCUCAUCUGGUGUAGCGGAACAGAUACUGAACAUGAGUGCACUCGGCUACUCUGCUCCUGAACUUACCUCAGCUUCCAAACCCGUUCCAACGCUCAAGUCAGAUGUCUAUGCGUUUGGAGUGAUUCUUUUGGAGCUUUUGACUAGACGUAGCGCGGGUGACAUAAUCUCUGGCCAAUCAGGAGCCGUUGAUCUGACAGAUUGGGUGAGGUUAUGUGAUCAAGAAGGUAGGAGAAUGGAUUGCAUAGAUAGAGACAUUGCAGGUGGAGAAGAGUUCUCAAAGGCAAUGGAUGAUGCACUUGCUGUUGCAAUCAUGUGCAUUGUCUCUGUAAAUGAAAGGCCUAACAUCAGACAGGUUCUUGAUCAGCUUACCUCAAUUUCUUCUCCUUGAGAUUUAUUUAUUUUCUCUGUAUAUCUCAAUGGAUAUCUCUAUUCAUCCCAUCAUCCCAUUUUUUCUUCUUCUUUCUGGUUUUGUGUUUUUAGUAGUUUGAUCAGAUGAUUCAAAUUCUCAGGUGUUCUUACAUUUCUUAUUCCUAUUUUGUUGAUUAAUUUUCCCUUCCUUGUAAAGGUAGAUGAAAAACUAAUCCCAUUUUUUCUGACACAACA